ACCUAGGAAAAAUGGCAUAGAUAGAGAUUGGCGGCUAAAGGUGAUGGAAGGUAUACACAACCAUGAACCAGCUAGGUCACUACUUGGGCACAAUUUUGUUGGUCGUCUAAAACCCGGAGAGAAGGAGCAAGUGGGAAAAAUGACAAGGAGUUGGGUUCCACCGAGAAAGAUGUUGUUGACUUUGAAGGAAAACAAUCCUUCAAACUUGACUACCAUAUCUCAGAUUUAUGGUGUUUGCAAGAGGUUAAGAAAAUCCCUCCGCGGGGGAUUGACAGAAAUGCAACACUUGUUGAAGAAGUUGGACGGUGACAAGUAUGUCCACUUUGAAAGACAUGAGCCUGGAUCGGAAGUCAUUAGGGAUGUAUUUUGGGCUCAUCCAAAUGCUAUCAAACUGUUCAACACAUUUCCAUAUGUAGUGAUUAUGGAUUGCACAUACAAGACAAACAAAUAUGCAAUUCCCUUGCUUGAGAUUGUUGGACUGACUUCCACAGAUAAGACAUACUCCAUAGCCUUUUGCUACAUUGUUAAUGAGGGCACAGAUGACUACGUUUGGGCACUGGAGUGUAUGAAGUCUCUAUUAGCUGAUCAAGCCAUGUUGCCUAAGGUGAUUGUUACUGACAGGGAUCUUGCCUUAUUGAGUGCUGCUAAGCAAAGCCUUUCUAACACUACACAUUUAUUAUGCUUGUGGCACAUCAACAAGUGUGUUUUGGCAAAGUGCAAACUCUAUGUUGGCACAGAUGAUUUUGCUGAGUUGGUUAUGAUGAAGUGGGCAGAGGUGGUGGAUGCUGCAACAGUUGAAGAAUUUGAAGUGAAAUGGAUGCAAUUGUUUAAUAUGUGCAAGGCAAAAUACAGCAACUUUACCUCCUAUUGUUCUACUACAUGGUUGGUUCACAAGGAGAAAUUCGCCAAGGCAUGGACAAAUCAUGUGAUGCACUUUGGAACAACAACAAGUAACAGGGCUGAGGGUGCACAUGCCAGUUUGAAGAAGAUGUUACGGGAUUGCAAGGGUGACCUGGCCACUUCAUGGGAUGCGUCGCAUAGUUUGACAUGUAAUCGACAUACUGAAAUAUUAGCAUCGUUUGAGCGCAGUAUUCACAGAAUUGAUGGAAUCUGCCACUCCGCUGGGCACAAUCACAACGAAUGUUGA
This is a messenger RNA of Lotus japonicus, 1147 nucleotides long. Its product is annotated as protein FAR-RED IMPAIRED RESPONSE 1-like. Bases 44 to 1147 code for a protein of 367 amino acids. NCBI's taxonomy places the organism in Eukaryota, Viridiplantae, Streptophyta, Magnoliopsida, Fabales, Fabaceae. Gene Ontology annotation, biological process: regulation of DNA-templated transcription. The transcript is spliced from 2 exons. The record is from RefSeq and is a predicted model, not a curated record.